This is a messenger RNA of Cladocopium goreaui, 3816 nucleotides long. NCBI's taxonomy places the organism in Eukaryota, Dinophyceae, Suessiales, Symbiodiniaceae. The record is from the annotation of a GenBank genome assembly.
GCCAAGACAUGGCAACAAGUGAGCGCCAGCAACCCCUUCGAGCGGUACUACCACUCUGCUGUCAUGGACAUGCAGCAGCGGAUGUGGAUAUUUGGUGGUAAUGCUGAUGAUGAUGAUGAUGGUACUCGAAGCUGGAAUGAUUUGCGUUACUUUGACACCCAGGGGGGUGCAGUUGGCACGACCACUCCGUCGGCAAACGGCUUAAUUGCAGAGAUCAUUGAUGAUGAGGCCGGGACAUGGCAAUACGUGACUGCCAGCAACCCACCCGCCGAGCGGGAAGCCCCGGCGGUCAUUGAUGCGCAGCAGCGCAUCUGGAUUUUCGGUGGUGAACGGUCUGCAGGCCGCUAUCAAGGAGUCGAUAAAGGGAAGGCCUUCUUCAAUGAUCUGCACUACUUUGACACCCAGGCCAGCACAUGGCACGAAGUCACUGCCAGCAAUGCCCCCUCCAUGCGCACUGGUCACACCAGCGUCAUUGAUGCGCAGCGGAUUUGGGUUUUUGGUGGCUAUUAUUAUGAGUCCGGUCUCCGUUUUGACCGCUUCAAUGAUUUGCACUACUUUGACAUCCAGGCCAAGGUGUGGCAAGAAGUCUCUGGCCAAAACACCCCCUCCAAGCGUUGCUACCACACAGCUGUCAUGGACGCAAAGCAGCGGAUGUGGAUCUUUGGGGGCUCGGGCGACGGUCGUGGCCCCAAAGUCAAAGCCAAGAAAUUUUUGCUGCGAGAUGUCUGGGACAAAAAGUCAGCCAAGACGUGGCAAGAGGUGAAAGCCAGCAACCCGCCUCGCCCGGGAGUCAAGCACACCGCUGUCAUGGACGCGCAGCAGCGGAUGUGGAUUUUUGGUGGUCUUGGUAGCUCAGGCCAGGCCAAGACAUGGCAAGAGGUGAACGCCAGCAAUGCGCCCUCCAAGACGUUGUUUGGCCACACGGCUGUCAUGGACGCGCAGCAGCGGAUGUGGAUAUUCGGCGGUGGCGGUUGCGUGACGCAAGAGAGCUUUAGGCGCCGCUGCGUCAAUCCUGGGAUCCGUGCGGUGGCUGAAGAAGCAGCCUUAUCUUGCGCGAGGUUUGUUCGUGCGCUGGGCAAUCUGGACGGGACGCUGGGGACUGGCAGCGGUGGAGGUGAGCGCGAUUGCGGAGAAGGGCGUCCUGAGAGAGAUCGUGACAGGGACAGACGUUCCUACCGGGAGCAUUGCCCACGGGAACGCAGCCCCACCGAGGAAGAAACAGUUGAAGAAAGUGAGGAAGAGCAGCCCAGGCAGAAGGACAUAGAAGUGAAGGUAGAGCAAAAGGAAGAGAGGAGUUCAAGGAGGAGCGAACCUCCCCCGGAACCUUCAAGACCACCAUCUUGGAAGGCGGACGUUGAGGUGGUAGAUCCUCCACUAGGGGGUAUACCGCCCACGCUAGAGGAGAUUGCGGCAUCACUGGAAAGCAGGCCCGCGCCUGCAGCCCGAGUGAAAUACGAUGUGGAAGAGGCUCUUUUUUGGCAGAGAAGAGCGCUCCCACUCGGCUCUGUCCUGCUAGUUGCUUCUCCUUUCUCCAAGGAAGAAGAUCCACUCCAGCUAGCAGUGAUGGUGGUAGAGGUGGACUCCCAGAAAGAAGGAGUCUGGUGCAGAGUGAAGGUGGUGGGUGCAUCCACCAGUGCAGAAAAGAAAGAGGCAGACAAGUACUUCAAGGGCUUCAGAAGAGAAGUCCACAUCUGCUACCCCGACGCAGUGGUAGCCAGUGGCAAGAAGCUGGAGGCCGACGCGCAAAGGCCCCGCGCUUCAGCUGCUGGGAAGGAAGCUAGUCGAGGAGAGGUCACGCCUUCCUUUGUGGAGAAGAGAUUGGGUGCACUCCGAGGCAGGGGCUCAGAGUUACCUUUGCCGACGACAAGGAGGCGGGAAGGAUCCCGGCUGGAGCCUGGGGGUGGAGCUGGUGGUACGCACCCUCGCUCUCCCUCACGUGCGGUGGUGAAGGCCGUGGAGAUCAAGAAGGAGGUCGAGAUGAUCAGAGACGAUUCAUCGUCCCACCAGACGGGGCGGAAGAAGCCACGAGACAUGGGCAAGACACUUGCCAGCGGCCCGUCUUCGAUCAGCUGCGGACGAGGCGAAGGAGGAAAAGAAGAAGAGAGGAGGAGCAGGUCACGCUCACAUGGCCGUCGGCGGAGGAAGAGGCGGCACAGCUCAUCCAGCUCGCAGAGCAAGGCCUCCUCCCGCCACCAGUCCAGCAGCAGCGACGACAACCUCAUGGCGCUGCUCAAAAAGCGAUCGAUGAGGGCCCCAGGAUCUGCCUGCAAUGCGGUCGAAAGGCUCUCUGCAGACGGCAUAGUCGAGGAAGGGUACGAGGCUUCAGGGCUUCGGCACCAGAGGCCCAAGCUGCUGACCUACUAUCAGCUCAUCCUCAAACCUCAUCUCGACCCAAGAGGUCGCGACGCCCGAGAGCUGGCCGUGUUGGCUCGGGCUCUCGACCUGCUGCGGGAGGGGAGGUUAGCCGAGCUGAGCGAUGUGCUCGCAGCUCGGCUUCUCGCCAUAGCCAUAGACACCUCCACGCGGCAGGGUUGGGAGACCUAUCUCCUGGCUUCAGACCCCGCCUUUCAAACCUUUGAGGGGCCUGGUCGUGAGAGUCCCGCUCUUAGGUGCUCGAAUCUUGUGGAUUUUGGUAUUUUGCUGGCAUGGGGUUACAGAGCUGGUCUUGUCGUCUUUGCGGACCGUGCUGAACCCACACGAGCUCCUCGCCACAGGCGGCGUAGCUUGUUUCCCCUGCCAGUGCCUAUGCCGGAAUCGGCGAGUUGGGACGUCGCUGGCAUCCGCCGUGCGAGUAGCAGAAGCGUCUACCCCAACGAAUGUGGUGGUACGGUAUACCUGGAUAACUUCAUGUCCGGUCACGUGGGAGGUGCAGGUGAACUUGGAGGGGGCAGAGAACUUCAAGCAGCAGCUAUGCACGCCUGGGAGUCUGCAGGAGUGCUUACAACCAAGGAUAAGCAGGUGGUUGGUGCCCGCAAUGCUACAGAGUUGGGUGUGAGGAUCGACGGAGUCAAGGGACUGCUGGGAGGCUCUCCCGAGCGUGUCCUGAAGACUAUCUAUGUGACUUUGCACCACCUUGGACGUAGCUUCUGGAGCAAGAAGGAAACUUUUGGAGAUCCUGGGCAUGGUCGAAGAGGUAAAGAAGAGCACAGGGACUUUGAAGACAUUCGAUGCCCACUAUGCGGCGAUAGCUUCUCAGUAGCGUCUUUUGCCAUUAUUGCAAGUGCACUGCGCUCUGAGCUGGCUCCACGUAUGAGCCCGGCGCAGAUUGUGCAGCGCUUGGGGUUGGCACCUGGUGCCACCAUACACCCGUCUGUGGCAGUGCCAAUUGGAGGUGAUCCUUUGGUGGAUCACAUGCAGGACUAUACUGUCUCAGCGCGGACAAAAGCCCGAUAUGAGAAGGCAGUGAGCCGUAUCCUACCUUUCUUGGAAGCUCAGGAUUCACUCGCUGACUUGGAUGGAGUCGUUUGCGACUGGAUCGAGCUUCAAUGGGCCCGAGGGGAGUCCAUUGGCAUCCAUUGGCUGGAUUGCAGAUGCGUUGAGCGGAUUGCAUUUUUUCUGGCCUGCGCUUCGCGGAACCCUCAGGAAUGCAUGGAAGAUGUUCAAAUCUUGGUGCCGUAUAGAGGCCCCACAGAGGGCUCCUCCAAUGACCCUUGUGAUAGCCCAGGCGGUGGUAGAGGUGAGUUCCUAGCCCUUCAGUACAAAGAUAUUGAGGUAGCAGAAACCUGUGGUAUCGUCACACUCCUCAGCAGCAAGAGUGGCCUCCGCACAGGAGGCAUUGAUGAGUUGCACUAUUUUGAUAUCCAGGCCACGCUUUUU